Molecule: messenger RNA, 10259 nt
Organism: Caenorhabditis auriculariae
Lineage: Eukaryota; Metazoa; Nematoda; Chromadorea; Rhabditida; Rhabditidae
Source: the annotation of a GenBank genome assembly
AUGAAGUCGAUGAACGAUGAGGACGCUGUCGAUUUCACCAAAAUCGACGGAAAUGACGAGCAGAGGCUUUUUAAGUAAUAAUUUGGUUUUUCAAAAAAAUUGAACGUUAGAUUCGAGGGGGGAGUUAUGACAGUCGUAAUUAAUCGGUUUUGAAAAAAGAGUGCUUAAAAUUUCUGAAAAAAAGACCAAAAUUCACUGAUGAAUCGUUACACCCUUUCUCGGAAGUCUCUAUUCCAGUUUUUCUAUCAAUAAUAGACUUUUUCGACUAAAGGUCGCAUUUGGAAUGACUCAACGCGUUGCGGUCCAAGUUGUGAAUUCAGGACCUACAGUAUGUCCAAUUUGAUCGUUUCAAUUGCCGACCCUGGUUCGAGCCAUUCCAAAUGCGACUCUGGUCGCGAUUGUAAAACGGUUGCGAAGAAUUGAGCCAUUCCAAUUGCGACCAUAAACGAAGUUAGGGUGAGUUAAAGACCUGCAAGUCUUGAUCAAAAAAUCUCCUGUUGUUUUUGUUUUUUUGCGUAUAUUCUGUUCAUACUUUGAAUGUCAAGCAGAAACCCGCCCCCAAGAACGCGCUGUGGAUAGCUCGCUCUUUAUUUCUUUCUUUAUUGUCAGAACAACGCAAAUAAUUAAGAUACAGAUAGAAAGGAAAUAAUAUAACAUUGGACAGACAACAAAGCUAAGAAGGUCAUAUGGUGCCCUAACGAGCAGCAUGGCGACCGUUCGCAAAAGAGAAGAACAAAAAUGAUAAACUAUAAAAGACGAUUGGGGAUGUUGAUAAUAAGUUCGCUAACAGCUAUCCUAGAUAAUUUAUCUUUUAAAGUUUUGGGGUGGCACGAAAAAUUGAAUUUGGUUGUUAAUAUGUUCCAAAGCGGUAUUUGACGCCAAAAGAAGUUAUCUGAUAAUGAACCCCUAGUUUGUAACCGAAGUGGAUGUCUACCUAGCCGAGAGAAGGAAAUAAAGUUGUCAAUUGAUGGAAAAUGAUCAAUUUUUAAAACAAUUUUAUGGAGAGAGAAAAUAUCAAGAAGAAGACGACGUUGAAAAAGCGGAAGAACAUUGACUUGAGUUAAUCUGUCUUGGUAUGAAGUGAAGCUAAGAUUGCAUCUAAUAAAAACUUCUCGAGAGAAGAAACGUAAGGAACUUUCUAGUUUAUAAGAUAGAUCAGAGUUUAGAGGAGGGUUGAAAACCUCAGAACAGUAUUCUAAAAUUGGACGAACAUAGCAAUUAUAAAGUUUAAAAUAUAGGGACGGUGAGAGAAAACGAAAAGAAUUUAACAGUUGUUUGGAUCUCAGAAGGGCUAAAGCGGAGACUUUAUGAAUAUGAUUAGAAAAAGACAAUUUUUCAUCGAUAAUUACACCAAGAUCCUUAGUAGAUUGAGUCGCAGGAAUGAUGUUAGAGCCGAAAAAGUAGACAUUUUUGGGGUUUCUAGGACCAAGAUAAAGAGCAUAUGACUUUUCAGGAGCGAUGGGAAGCCCCCAAAGAGAGGACCAUUCAAUAAUUUCGUCAAUAGCUUGUUGAUUAUGGGACGGAGAACAACCAAAAAUUUUGAUAUCAUCGGCGAACAGUACAGCUUUAACAUUGGAAUUCAAAUGAUGAAAAAUAUCGUUUAUAAAAAUAAGGAAGAGGAGAGGGCCAGAAACAGUUCCUUGAAGGACUCCACUUGGUAUAGGAAAAGAAGAAGUAGACAAUGAGUCAUUAACUUUGACAAAUGAUUCGCGACCCGUAAUAAAAGAUUUAUACCAGUUGCAAAGCGUUUGAUCAAACCCGAAAUUUUUUAGUUUAAGCAAAAGGAGGUCGUGAGAGACUUGAUCAAAUGCUUUUUGAAAAUCGAAGUAGAUGACGUCAACGGAUUUUUUAAGGGCAAUAUCGGCUUUCCAAGAAGAAAGGCAUUCGAUAAGAGAUAGUUUACAAGAUCUUUUAUUCAUGAAGCCAAAUUGAAAGUUAGAUAUCUUAUGACCAAAUUUAGAGCGAACAAACUCAGCUACAAUUUUUUUUCCAUGAGUCGAGAAAUCGAGUGUGUCAAAGUGAUAGGACGGUAGUUGGAAGGGUCACUCAAUUUAUUUCGUUUAUGAACUGGAAUAAUAUACGAAGUUUUCCAGGAAGAAGGGACGACUCCAGAAUAAUAAGAUUCUUGAAAGAUAAUCGAGAGUGGUAGUGAUAUCGAAUGAGCACAACGUUUGAGAACCAGCUGAUUGAUGUUAUCAUUAGAAAAACCAACUUUUGAUGGGAGUCUAGAUAAAUAACCGAAGACAAUUUCUUGGGAAAACAAUAAAGAGCAGUUGGAAGAUCUAGGUGAAGGAAGAAUAAGAGGAGAAAUGACUGGAAUAUCAGAGAAAUUAGAUUUGAACGUAGUAACAAAAAUGUUAGCUUUUUCAGUGUCAUCGUUAUAAGAAGUGCCAUUAUAGAUGAUAGGAGGAAUAUCAACUCUAGUUCUAAGUCGAUUUGAAAUGUAUUUGGACAGAUUAGAGCCGUAUAAGUUAUUAACAACGGAAUUCUCCUUAUUUCUUAUGAAUUUAGCGACACGUUUGCGGGUUUUUUUAAAAGCAAUUACGAAAAAUCAAUGCGUUCCUGUGAUGAAAAACGAGCCGGAACGGAUAAGAUCAGAACGAUAACGUAGUAGAGAUUUAAGUUUCCUUUGCGGUUUAAAACGGAAAGAAGUUACCUGAGAACAAGGACAAAAUUGCUGAAUCAGUUCAUUGAAAACCCUAGAGAAGUGAGAGUAUUUAGAUUCAGGGGUGGAAAAAUAAGAAAGUUGAAGAGGCCAGUUGUAACAGGACAAAAGCGGCAUUGAGAGAAACAUAAUCACAACGUUUAAAAAUUCAAUUUAAUUUUUGCAGUGAAUUUUUGAGCGAUUUGAAUUAGGUAAUGAAAAAUACUAUGGAGUGGUGGUCAGAACCAAGUACAGGCAGGGUGAUUUUGAAAUCGAGAAUGGAGGACGGAUUAGAUGCAAACAAUAGAUCCAGAAUAUUGGAGGAAGUAGCAGCGAUUCUAGUUGGAUCAAGGCAAAAUUGAAGCAAAUUAUUCACCGUAGCAAAUUGUACAAUAGGUGAUGAGAAAAAGGAAGGCAAGUGAUUCCAAUCAAUUGAACUGUAGUUAAAAUCGCCAAUUAUGACGUUAUUUUUAGGUGAAAGGUAUGAACUUAUAUGUGAAAAAAGAUUAGUAGAAAAAUUUUUAGAGGUGUUAGGAGGCCUAUAAACUAGAAAAAUCCUAACUUUACUUUGUAAAAGACAAUCAAAGACAAGUAGAUCACAAAAAUGAGAAGAAUAGGAAGACGUAAUGUUGGUAUCCACUUCGGACACAUUAAAAUGUUUUUUGUAGAGAACUAACGUGCCACCACCUAUAUUAGAAAUGUUGUUAGAAAUUCUGUCGAACCGUAAAAGAUUGUAAUUAGGAUUAUUAAAUAGAUGAUCAGGAUAGCUGCUGUCGAGAAAAGUUUCUACAAGUAAACAAAAAUCAACGGAAUUAUUUUCAAGAAAGUCAAAAAGAAGCGUUAUUUUAGACAAAGAUCUAAUAGAACGUAUGUUGCAAUAGAAAAAUUUGACAAGCGACGAUUCGAAAGAGGGAAAGGACGCAGGGGCAAUAGAGGUAGCGUGCGAGCUAGAGCGCGCGUGAGGCGAGGAGACGCAGAGAGAUUGGCAUGGCUCCAAGGUUUUCGAAAAUUUUCGAAAAUAAGUAGGAAUUUCACACGAGGAAAUUUGCUCUACGCGCACGCUAUCUGUACAAUCAAACAUUAUUAGCGGGAGGCGAAGACAUCAAAUGAUCAGAAUCAAUGAUGCCUUCAGAAGAAGAGCGUGCAAAGUUAUUAACAAAAAAAGAGGAAGGAUUUUUUCGUUGAACAAUGGUAAGAUCGCGAACAUAGUAAAUAAAUUUGUUGGCUUGAACAUUCUUAUCAUACGCUUCUUUACGCACACGACGAAGAAUUUCAAGCUCUGGAAGAGUCAUAUCACGACGUACACGAGGAGAAGGAACAAUAUUGGAGUUGAGAUUAAGUUCGAUGACAGUUUUACGAUAACCAAAUAAAAACGCAUUACGGUGAUCAGUUGAAUCGAAUUUGAUUUUGACAGGACGAAUAGACUUAGGAUCUUUACACGGGUGGCGAUGGGUCGAAAUAGGCAUUGGAAUAUCGAGUUUACGGCAAACCUCAGCGACGUGAUCAGCGUCCAAUUUAUCUUGAGUUACUGAUUUAUUAUCAGGAUAACGUUCGAGAACGGCGAAGACGGAUUUCUCAAUGAACGAGCGGCUUAACGAGGCUUGAGCAACGGCAUUCCGGAGUUGAUCAACUGGCUGUUCUGCGACGGUAGAAGAAUUUUGAUGAGCCGAAUAAUUGACUUCAGAAACGGCGGCGCAAUUGCAAGAGUUCUUUGGAUAAGCAAGCUUUUGGAGAGCUUCAACUUGAAUCCGUAGAUCACUAACAAUUUGCCUAAGUAGGACAACUUCAUCGUUCAAGUUAGCGAUGGAAAGUUGAGGACGACCAGAAGGGGUAGAUAGAAUAGCAUUAGACGAUAGACUAGAAUCAGGCUCAUUAGCUACAUUCUCCUUGCUCUUAUUCUUAGACUUUCCCAUAAUGGUAAAGAAAGAAAGUGGGCGGGAGGAGAACGGUGGAAAGGCAACCGCUCACCAAGAGCGCAGGGAGAGGAAUCUUUGAUUGGUUUGAUCUAGGAAAGGGGCGGAGAUUGAGAGAUCUCUUGACAUUCAAAAUCUGAACAGAGAAGAGAAAUGAAGUCUUGUUAUAAACGAUUCACAGCUAGCUUGGGACGCAAAAAGGCCUGUCCGCAAUCUCCAUCAACCAGGCACUGUCUCUUCUCUUUUCGUGGCAGGACCCUUUUCAAGAUGGUUCAAGCCAGCCGUGAAUCAGCUAUAUAGUCUGUUUUUCGCGACUUGAAAGGGCGGGACUUCUCGGCGAUCAUCUCAUUUUGAAGCGCUUUUUCAUGUUUCUCUGACCUCGCCGGUGAGGGAACAGAGAGACGCAGACACUCAAAAACUGUCGAGACGCGGCGGAUGGACUAUAUCGAAAUUUUUCUGAAAAACUGACUUCAGACACAUGCUGAAAGGCUAUUCGAGUGCAGUCCGGCCCGUCUUCAAUGCCAGUCACCAAGUUACAGUGUUCAUUGGCCUAACCCUCACCCAUAUCUUCAACAUCGACGAGAGGAAUCAAGUAAUCAAUAGUCAACUAAAACCGCGACGCGACCGCGACGCAGGUCCUCGCCUUGAACGUCUGGGUCGAGCAAAGCUGGACCGACGAACGGAUCACCUGGCGACCUGCCGAUUUUGGCAACAUUUCGAAACUUACCAUGGCCAUGAGAUACCUCUGGACCCCCGAUAUUGUUCUUUAUAAUAAGUUUUUAUAUUCAAAAGAAAAUCUUCAAAACGAAUAAUUUAGUGCUCGCGAUUUCUCGAGAGGCUUCGUGGAUACCAAUCUUCAUGUCAGUUCCGAUGGAUUGGGUGCAUUUUUAUCAGCCGAUAAAAAAUUGGAGAAUUCAAAUGUUUCUUGCUAUUGUUUCCAACACGGAAAAAGCUCAACUGACCUCAAAAAAAAUGGUUUAGAGCCGUAUUUUGAGUUUCUGUAAAGGUGUGAAAUGUUUCUCGGAAUCUUCUCUUUCCCUUAUUUACGUUUCUUUUUUUAUUUUACUUUUUGAAGGUCCUUUAAAAAAGAUGCCUGUGAGAAAUUUUUGAGGCCUUUUUUCAAAAAGUUCUUUCUAGUUCCUUCUAGACUUUGCUUACGAAGUUUUAACAUUCAUAUUGAAAAAGUUUUGUCGUCGUUUUGAACCAUUUUUCGUCCGUGAGUAUUCGGAAUUUUUUUUCAGAAACUCCUAUUUAAAAAAAAAAACGAAUCUUUUUCAAAAAGUCGAUCGAUGGGUUUUCGAAAAACUUGAUCUAUUAAGGGAUAAGUGAUGGAAAUCACUGUUUUAUCUUCGAUUUUUUUACUUUUUGAAUUACUCUUUUAAAUUUUUGCUCUUUCUUUAAAAAAAUAUUUUAGCAUAUUUCGAAAAAAAUUUCGUUAUGAUUUUUCAAAAAAAUAUAAUUUUCCCAUCCAGGUUAUGUUUUUUAAUUAUUGAGAACGAUUUUCUUCGAUUUUUAUUCAAUUUUAUUUGUUUUCAUUAUAGUCUGUGUGCCACGACUUGGAAUUUCACUGAACGACAUUCCGCUGUUCCGCUGCGUGCGUUCGCGAAGCGUCUUUCGAAUCUAAGUCACGCUUUCAAUUGAUUGUUAUUGCUGUGGGAGCACAUGAAAAUAGAGUACCUUGAGGAAAGAAAAAAAUAAAUCAAAAGCGCGACCAAGGUUCGGAAAGGCGCCAGCGGCACAGCGGAAUGUCGUUUGGUGAAAUUCCAAGCCGUGGUACACAGACUAUAGAAAAAAUUACUUAUUAUUUUUUACUCAUUUGACAGUUUCUCAAAUUCCAGUCCAAUGGGCGCCGCCGCAGAAAAUCUACAGCCGCUGCCACAUGGACGUCUCCAAUUUCCCAUUCGAUCAUCAGUUCUGUUCACUCGUUUUCAGAUCUUGUAGCAUUAUAAAAUUGUAUCUGAAGGUUCCUGAAAUAUUUCCAGGGAUGUACGACCUUCCACAGUUGGAUCUCCGUAUUGUCCAGAGAUACGACGGGAAUUCGCCUUUCACCAAGGACAGUUUCACGGAAAAUGGCGAGUGGGAGAUCGUCGACAACCGCACUUUCAGAUAUAUUCACACUUCCGGCAGUACCGAGUGAGUUUCAGACAGAAAUAAGGAAUUUUUCCAAAGGCCUGUGGAAAGGACCUAAGUUGAAUGGUUCACGGCUAGCUUGGGAAGCAAAGAGGCGUGGCAUGUCUGCGCUCUCCACCAAACAGGCACUCUCUUUUUUCUAAUCGUGUCAGGACCAUUUUUUCGACGGCUAAAGUCUGAAUUAGCUCUAAUAGUAUAGUCUGUUCAGAUUUUCAAUGUCAAGUGCAAUGACGUCAUUCAAAAACACUCUGUGGAUGGCUCGCUCUCUGAUUGGUUCAUCGCGCCAUUAGGGGCGGAGCUUGAGCGACGAGUAAAGAAAAAAGGCGACGCUGAAAAAAGGGACUUUCCUGGAAAAUUUCAGAACAUCAAAUUUAUUUUCAUCAUUUUUACUAAAUUCCAUAAAAUUCAUAAAGCUUGGAAAAUUUUGAACAAGAAGGGUAUUUAAAAUGUUAAAAACAUAUUUCUAAUAAUUUUUGUCAUUUUUUUCGUCAUUUUGUUGCCUUUUUGAAGACUUUUUUACUCAUUUAAUGACUUCAAAAGGCGAAAGUCUGUUCAGUUUUUAAACUGCAAGUUGCCGUUCAAGCUCCGCCCCUAAUGGCGCGUUAAACCAAUCGGAGAGCGAGGCAUCCACAGAGCGUUUUUGAAUGACGUCAUUGUAAUUGAUAUUCUGAACAGACUACUUAGGAACUACAGAGUGAUCCACUUGGGAGUCCCCUCUAGAGACCACUUUACCAACCCCUAUAGUGGCCAUUUAAGCUUGCAAAAGUGCUCCCUAUAGAUAGGGACCGCAGACCAAUUUUCGAAAAUUUUUUUUCAGCAUUGAGCUUUGCAUGGUUUGAUAGCUGUUUCGAUUCGAAACUCAGAACCGUUUAGUUUUUCGGAAAAGAAUGAGGAUGAAAAAAGUUAUGACGAAAAAUGUGGCGCGCCGCGCACCAUUUUUUUAGUACUGAAAUUUUGGUGUUAUCCAUUUUAGACAUUUUUCUCGAUUUUUCUUUUAGAACAAGUUUUGAUACUGGUCUAUUAUGAUGUAAGAAAUCAUAAUAGAGCUCUAAAAUGAUGAAAAAUUAGCUAGUUUGCCGAAAAAAAGUCGGUAUUUUCCAGAAAAACAAAAAAACCUGACGCUUGCGGGUAUCGAACUCGCGACCUCAAAAUGAAAAAAAUCGCAGCGCACGCGCUGCGCCAAGUUGUUAGGUCUGGCGAGGGGAACUUCCAUCCGCCAUAGCCUUGAGCCGUUUGAAUAGCACAGAUUGCCUAUUUCAAAAAAAUAAAAAAAUUUGAAGUAAUUCAGCUAUUUUUUUAUCAGAAUAUGUUCGCAAAUCUUUACUCAAAUUUUUCCGUGGAAAUUCACUUCGAAAAAAACAGUUUUUUUCAGUGCUUUUUUUGCCUCGUUUAACGAUCACUGCAUUAAAACGGCCCCGUAAAUUUUUUUGGCAAAGACGAAUUUUUUUAUUUUAUUCUUUUUAAUUGAAAGAUUUUUUUACUAAUAAAUGUAUAUAAUCGUUUGAAAAAAACCUGCGUUCGACCGCUUUCUGUGUGAUAAACGCCGCUAAUUUUAUUCUCUAUUUUCAAGUGCAUUUUUUUGCGUAUUAAACAACUUUUUUUCCAGCACAUAUGCUGUGGAGAAAAAAAUUUAAGUAAGCCUAUGGUCUAACUUUUUGAAAAAAACAAAAAAACUCGAUUAUAUUCGCUUAUUAACGAUAUUUUUGAAUUAUGACUUUCGGCACUCCCUAAAAAUUUUUUUGGCAAAGACGAAUUUUUUUUAUUUUAUUGUUUCAAAAAUUACCGUUACUUGAAUCAAAAUCAUUAUAUAAAAAAAGAAAGAGUGCGUUCGACCUGAAAAACACAUGAAAAAAAGCAAAAAAAUGACAAAAUUUUUUAGUUCCAUUCACGUUUUUGUACGACAUUCCGCGAGAACGCAUCAAAAAAGCGUGAAAUAUUUUUUAAACGAAAGAGGAAGCUUUUCUGUACAUGUGUGUCAAAUUUUAUUCGCCAGUUCCACAUAUUUUACAACUACAACAAAAUGAAAGUUGAAAACCAAAAAAAAGCCACUUUUUCUAUCGCGAAAAGGGGCGUGGCUUUGCGGUCCCUACCUAUAGAGGACAUGCUAGUCGAUAAUUGUUACGAACUCUGAACGAAGAAGCAUUUCGCUGAGAAAAAUCGAAUAAGUAAGCAUUUUGAAGGAAAUUGAAAGAUCCCUAUAGGGUUCAUUUGACCUCCAAGGGCUGAGAGGUCAGCACUAAACCCUUAUAGGGAUCACUUUGAUUAUACCCUUAUAGGGACCACUUUUUCGACCCCUAUAGGGGUUCUGUUCCGCACUAUAGUCUGUUCAGAUUUUGAAUGUCAAGUGCAAUGAUGUCAUUCAAAAACACUCUGAUUGGUUUAUCGCACCAUUAGGGGGCGGAGCUUGAGCGACGACUUGACAUUCAAAAUUUGAAUAGGCUACAACCCCUAUAGGGACCACUCUGGUUUCCCUGUAGACUUUUAAAAAGCAGUCGGAUUUUUUUCUGUGAUUUGAAAUCCACGGACCUUGACGUUCAUUUUUGCAGAGCACUUUUUUCUUUCUUACUUUAUCAAUUUUUUUUCAAGAUGUGCAAAGUUGGAAAUAUUGUUCUGUUCAAAUAUGAUCAUUCAGAUACAGCACAGUGGUGUUCGAAAUGCAUCUGCGACGGCGGAUGCUCUAUUUCAUGUACAAUAUUAUCAUGCCCUGCGUGAUGCUCUCCAUUUUGACGAUGAUGCAGUUCGCUCUGCCUUGCGAGAGCGGCGAAAAAGUCUUCUUCUGACAUUUUAUUGACUAAAUUUGACUAAAAUCAUUUUCAGAUAACUCUCGGCCUGACUGUCCUGCUAGCCUACUCCGUCUUCAGCUUCAAUAUCGCCGAAAGUAUGCCAGAAACUUCGGAAGUCAUCCCCUUGAUCGGCGAGUUGAUGCGCAGCCAAUUGUCAUCAUGAUGACGUCAUUUUCAGCCAUUUAUCUGAUGGCCAUAAUGGCAAUUUCCGCGUUAUCCGUAGUGUUCUCUGUAUUCGUCUUGACCCUAAGACACGGUGCAGAGAAUAAAACAGAGUUUGUAAAAAAUAAAGAUCCAUGUACAGUCGAAAUAAGUCUACAGUAUGCCUCGGUGGCUGGAGUUUUUGGGAUUCCGCCUGUUGGCGCCGUUGUUCGGCGGAUCGACACAGGAGAAACGACGGAAGCAUGAAAGAGCCAAGUGUAUCAUUGACACGAAUCGGGUUGAUGACGUCAUUAGUGGGAUUAAUGACGUCCUAGAUUUAAGGUCCUGAAAGCCAACGGGAUACGGGAGGAGACGAUCAGCAAGGGACUGGUGAGAUUCUGAAACGUUUUAAAUUUUUUGUAUGUCUGGAUCUGAUCAACCACAGCUUAUUCACAGAUCGAACGCGUCCAAGCCGAGCUGGAGUUCGAGCACAUGGUGGCGAGGUGGUCCCAACUCGCCAACAUCUUCGAUCGCUUCUUCUUCACCACCGUCUUCAUGCUCACCGUCAGCAGCACGGCCUUCCUUCUGAUGGUCGCUCCGAACAUGGAGAAUCCCAGCCUACACGAUCGUGUCUGGGACAUUUUAUGA